This is a messenger RNA of Thamnophis elegans (Western terrestrial garter snake), 1664 nucleotides long. Its product is annotated as leukocyte elastase inhibitor-like. Gene Ontology annotation, molecular function: serine-type endopeptidase inhibitor activity. Gene Ontology annotation, biological process: negative regulation of endopeptidase activity. The record is from RefSeq and is a predicted model, not a curated record. Lineage: Eukaryota; Metazoa; Chordata; Lepidosauria; Squamata; Natricidae. Bases 337 to 1482 code for a protein of 381 amino acids. Gene Ontology annotation, cellular component: cytoplasm. The transcript is spliced from 7 exons.
AGCUGCCGCCUGCACCCGGGAGCCCCCGCCCUGGAGGUUCCCCUUUUAAAGGGACGGCGAAACCCGAACCGCUCAUCCUGGAAGGGCGACCCACAGCCUGGAUUCCUCUGCUGACCUUCCUCCUUCCCCGCCGAAGGGAUUCCAACCCUCCCGCCUCCUUGAGCGCAGUUAGGUGGUGGAUUCAACGCAGGCUGGGAAGAAACUCGACAUUCAAUCCUUUUGCUUCUCCCCGGACUUCUUGGAGCUGCGCCGGCGUUUCUCCCCAGCCAGAGACGCCUCUUAGUAAGGCUGCUAGCAGCCCCGAAUACUCCCUGCCCCGUCCCCAGGCUCGGAAACAUGGAGAGUCUUUCUACAGCAAACACCACCUUUGCCCUGGACCUCUUCAAGCAGCUUUGUGCACAAGAGCCUACCAAGAACUUGUUUUUUUCUCCUUUGAGUAUAUCUUCGGCACUGCUGAUGGUCUUGUUGGGGGCCAAAGGCAAUACAGAAGCUCAGAUGUCAAAGGUGCUCUCUGUAUCCAAAGAUGGAGAGGUUCACCCAAAAUUUGAGAAACUGAUUUCUGAAAUCAACAAACCAGGGACCAAUUAUAUCCUCAGCCUAGCCAACCGGCUCUUUGGAGAAACAUCAUACGAUUUUCUUGCAUCCUUUAUAGGAGCCACUGAGAAAUUCUACCAUGCAAGUCUGGAAAAACUUAACUUCAAACAAGCUUCAGAAGAUUCAAGAAAACAUAUAAAUGCCUGGGUAGCAGAGAAAACCUCAGGAAAAAUUCAGGAUCUGCUUGUCCCUGGAACAAUUGGUUCGGGUACAAAACUGGUUUUGGUGAAUGCUAUCUAUUUCAAGGGGAACUGGGCAGAUGAGUUUGACAAAAAUCAAACACAGGAAAAGCCAUUCCGGAUUAACAAGAAUGAAAAGAAAACAGUGCAAAUGAUGUUCAAGAAAGAACACUACAACUAUGUCAACAUAUCGGCCUCUCGGAUUUCCAUUCUUGAGAUUCCAUAUGUUGGUGAUGAGUUGAGCAUGAUCAUUCUGCUCCCCGAUGAGAUUGAAGAUAACUCUACUGGAUUGGAAAAGCUGGAGAGAGAAAUUACGCAUGAGAAACUCAUGGACUGGAUCAAUCCAGAGAAUAUGUUCCCAAGAGAAAUUGAACUCUCCUUUCCCAAAUUUAAACUGGAAGAAACAUACGACCUGAAGCCUGUUCUGAAAAGCAUGGGAAUGACGGAUGCAUUUGAUGAGGGCAAGGCAGACUUCUCUGGAAUGUCAACUAACAAUGAUUUAGUCAUCUCUGAAGUUGUUCACAAAUCAUUCAUAGAAGUCAAUGAAGAAGGCACGGAGGCAGCUGCUGCCACUGCUCUCCGCGCAUGUGGAUGUUCAAUGUUUCCGGUGCCAGUGCCACAAUUCAAAGCUGACCAUCCCUUCCUCUUUUUUAUUAUUCAGCGAGCUACAAAGAGCAUCCUGUUCUUUGGUAGGUGUUGUUCUCCGUAAUAGGUGUUGGGCCAUGUUGAUUAAAUGCCUUAACUCCUCAAAUUUCUUUAUAAGCCACUUUCCCAAGAACUUUCAUCAACACACAUUUGUUUUUCUCUGUAUUCGGAGUAUACUUCCUUCUAGUCAUAUGGAGAGCCGAGGUGGCGCAGUGGUUAAGGUGCAGUACUGCAGGCCACUUCAGC